AUGGCCGAAAAACGCAAACUCCCCGCCCGCGAACGUCGCGAACCCGCGGCGAAGCGACGAGCCUCCGAAGCUCCGUCUCGACCAUCUCCUCAACCUCAGUCUUCGAAGAAGAAGGGGUCUGCACCGGUCGUCGCUCCUUCACCUCCUCCUCCACCGCCACCACCGGAACCUACCGAACCCCCUUUGCCUACAAAGAUAAAGGAUGGAGAGCCUCUUCCGACUACGGCCACGCCGCAACCGACCAAUCUUACGGAGAAAGAGUAUCAGUCGUAUGCGGAAAGUGCGGUUCUGCUAGCAUCCCUGGAACGAUCGAAGAAGAAAUGGCUAAGCGACGGCAUCUUGGAGAGAUACUGGACCAAACCCAAGAAGACCAAGAGGGAACAGAUUGAAGGGAAGAAUCCGCCCAAGGAGACCAUGUCAAAGGUUGGAGCUUGCAACAUCGUUGUCGGACCUCAUCUUUUCGACGCGAUGCUGUACACUGUCAAAGAUCCCAACGCGCCGCCGCCGAUCCAAUACACCACCCCUCAACGCCCGAUGGUCCAUUAUGGACAUCCGAACAACUUCCAACAAUACCACCCCUAUCCUCACUCCCCUGCCCCGCCCCAGCAUGCACGGCAACACCCUCCUCAAGGCUCUCCGGCGACCCCAGGAACACCUCAACCAGGCUACACUCCUGGAAGCCACCCACCCCCUUCACAUCCUGCUCGGACUCCAAGUCAGCCACCCCAUCGUCCCCCGGGCCCUCAGUCUGCGCAAAGACCAUCGCCUUCUCAGCACCCCCAGACUGCCCAACCGCCGAAGCCUAGCCCAGACCCUGUCAUUCAGAUGCUUGCAACACGAGCUGCGUCCGAUCCCGAGCUCAAAGCGUUGAUGCGCGUCGUGGCUUCGAGCAAAGCAUCCCAAGAGCAACUCCGCGCUUUCCAGGCGCAUAUUGACGAACUGAACGCCAUCAUUCGCGCAAGGGAACAACAGCAACAACGGCUACAGCAGCAGCAACAGCAGCAACAGCAGCGACAAGUUCAGCCUUCCACCCCCUCUCAUCCUCACCCUCGUCCGUCACAACCCCCAUCACAACACCCAUCACAACAGCCCCAGCCUCAGCCUCAGCAAACGCCGCAACCUUCGCAACCUCCGCAACAACCUCCCUCUGCACAAAAGCCUCCCCCGCAGUCAGGUCAACAAACCCCUCAGCAGACCCCUCAGCAGACCCCGCAAGGGCAGGCGCAACCACAGUCCACGCCGCGUGUCGAGGUGCAAGUCCCCAAACCAUCACCGUCUGCCGCCCCUGCCCACCCUCCCCCCAACUCGAACGCCCCACAGCCGCCACAAACCCCUACUCCACAGGCACCUAAGCCAGCCCCUCAGGUUGUAAUCAAACAAGAACCUGGCGUGGCGGCGGCAGGCCAGCCCCCGUCUCAGCCGGUAUCGAGUCCCAGCGUGGCGCCGGCUCCAGUUCCUACCCCGGAUCCGCAAAAGCAGGCAAGCCCAGCUGUACGACCCAUGCCACCCCCCCAGCAGCAGCCAACGCCGCGGCCAGGGCCUCCACAUCCACAGUAUCAGCAGCCUCCGUAUCAAAGCCAUCCACCUGCCAUACAAUCCCGACCUCCGCAGUACGGGUCGCCAGCACCAUAUUAUCGCCCAGCUCCGCCACCGCCCCCUCCGAGACAGAACUACAAGUCUGUGGUCUUUGAAUUUACAUCACCGCUGACCCCAUAUGGAAGCAGCACAUCUGGACAUGCAGGCUCUGGUGACCGAUACCUAUUUCCUGAGUACACAAUCUUGGAAUGGCUCCCUGGAGGAAAUACUGUGCUUGCCUCAUUCCUGCUCGUGAGGAAGGUAGAUCCAAACGCAACGUUUCCCUUAGAGUCAGCUACUGAGACGGCCAACCCACGGGCUAAAGGCAAGGCAUCCAAGUCCAAGUCGAAGAAAGCGGACAAGAACAAGGAGAAAGCCAGCGAGGCCGACAAGGAUAAGGGGAAAGCAGACGAUAAAGAAAAAGACAAGCCGCAGGAGAAGUCCAAUGAUAAACCUGAGCCUUCGGCUACCGAACCUAAGCCGGACGGCUCUAAGACACCAGCCAGCAACACCCAAGCUGAUCAGAAGGCUGAAGCAUCCGGAACACCUAAUAAGCCCUCCGCCGAUAAAGACGGCUCGAACGACAAGAAGGCAGACACCAAAGACAAGGACAAGGACAAUGACAAAGAGAAGGAGAACAAGGAGAAAGAGAAGGCCAAAGACUCCAAUCUAAAGGAAUACUACCAACCUGUAACAUUCCGCAUCUUCACCAACAACCCCAAAGUCCUGGAACCUCUAGGCCGUGUCGUGAAACCCCCCGACGAAGUACGCAAAUACAUGAAUGAGAUCAUGGACCGAGCGGAACGCGCCCCUGAGGGAUUUCUGGCAUACCGUCUGCCCCGGGAAGAGCCAGACGAUAACAAGCCCGCCCCUGAGACAGAAGAUAGUGGCAAGAAAACCGGGACUCCGGUCCCAGCUGCGCGUGGGAGGCUGCAGUCUCGGAGUAAGACGGUGGACGAGGAAUCAGGGGAUGAGAAUAUCGAGAAACCUGUGGAAGAGGAGGAGGAAGAGGAACUCAAGGAUUUCUAUGGUCCGCCUACGGGACUUCCACCUAUGGGGGCGUGA
This is a messenger RNA of Aspergillus welwitschiae, 2640 nucleotides long. RefSeq lists its product as uncharacterized. The transcript is spliced from 2 exons. NCBI's taxonomy places the organism in Eukaryota, Fungi, Ascomycota, Eurotiomycetes, Eurotiales, Aspergillaceae. The record is from RefSeq and is a predicted model, not a curated record. Gene Ontology annotation, biological process: chromatin remodeling. Gene Ontology annotation, cellular component: Swr1 complex. Gene Ontology annotation, molecular function: ATP-dependent H2AZ histone chaperone activity. Bases 1 to 2640 code for a protein of 879 amino acids.